Bactrocera tryoni is the source of this 23685-nucleotide messenger RNA. It is a transcript of the gene bent, whose product is annotated as twitchin. The record is from RefSeq and is a predicted model, not a curated record. NCBI's taxonomy places the organism in Eukaryota, Metazoa, Arthropoda, Insecta, Diptera, Tephritidae. Gene Ontology annotation, molecular function: protein kinase activity; ATP binding; protein binding. Gene Ontology annotation, biological process: protein phosphorylation.
AUAAUUGUGAAGUGAAAGUUUUUAAUAUUAAAUACAGCAACUGUCGUAUAAAUUGAAAAGGAAAAGGAACAACAUAUAUUGGGUUCUAUGUAUAUAGUGCCAGUAAAGAAGAAGAUAUGGUGAAAUAAUAUUUGCAGUUUAUCAAGCAAAGGCAGCUCACACUUUGAUAAAAUGGCCACGAUAAAAAUAACGCUGGCAACGGAUGAUAAGCCAAAAGUGCCAAAAAUUCAGCCGCCUGUAUCAGGAGAACCACCCAAGAUUGAAGUUGUUCGUGAAAAACGUCCUUCGCUUGCACCAGAACCAGCUAGCCGACGGGGCUCAUUAGUGCCACCUGAAAUGGGACGUCGACCGUCGCUUAUAAUAAAUGAUGAGUUAUUGAGACCAGGCGAAGUUGGCGAUGGACAGCGUCGAAGAACGUCAAUUGAUGUACGUCGGCCCAGUGUUCAGGAUCUUGAAGAUCUGAUUAAUAAACCAUCCACACCAUUACGUGAAGUCGGUGACGGUGGUCCACCACAGAUUAUUGAUGUUCAGGAGUCAUAUUCAGUCGUUGAAGACUCAACGGCUUAUAUGACAGUCGGUGUAGAAGGUAAUCCAGCGCCAACAUUUAGAUUCUACAAAGGUGUCAGCGAAAUCAUUGAAGGUGGCCGUUUUAAGUUUCUUACUGAUGGUCAAACAAAUUCUAUUACACUUUGUAUGCGAAAAUGUAAGCCUAAUGAUGAAGGCAAAUAUAAAGUAGUUGUUGCAAAUAUAAACGGUGAAGAUUCUGCCGAAAUGCAAUUGUAUGUAUCUGAUUCUAGUGGCAUGGAUUUCCGGGCCAUGCUCAAAAAACGUCGUUAUCAAAAAUGGGACAAAGAAGAAGAAGAUCCCAAUUGGGGUGAAUUAAAACAAACUGAAAAACCAUUGCCGACACUCAAAAAAGUAGAGAGGAAGCAAGAAUCCUUCUUAAGUCCGCUCAUCGAUCAAUUUGCCAAGGAAGGUAAAGACAAGAAAGUUGUAUUUGAAGCGCGUUUUAGUAAGCCAAAUUGUAAACCCAAGUGGAUGUUGCGAAAAGAUGAACUGUUCACUGGCAGCAAAUACAAAUUCAAGAAUGAGAACGACACUUACCAGUUGAUUGUCAUGAAUCCCAAAGUGGAAGAUGGCGGCAAAUAUACCAUAGAAAUCGGUGGCGUAUCCAGCACUGCAUUUUUGAACGUCGAAGAAGCUGAUCCCAGCUAUACAUUUACUAAACCGCUUAAGAAAAAAAUUGAAGGAUUUACGCAACAUGAGACCACUUUGGAGUGUGCCGUUAGCAGUAGCAUGGCCAACGUGACCUGGUUCAAAGACAAUAAGAAAAUCGAGUCCGAUGACCCACGUUAUCUAAUAUCAGAUAUAAAUGGAAACCUCAAGCUCAUAAUCAAAGAUUCUGUACUCGAAGAUACUGGUCAAUACCGUUGUCAAUUAGAUAAACAACCAGAGAAGACUGAGACUGCGGUGAAAAUUGUCGAAUACCCAUAUAAAUUUGUGAAAGUAUUAAAAUCACUACAAUGCAUUGAAAAAGACAAUAUAACACUUGCGUGUGAAAUUGAUGACGCUACCGGCGAAGUGCAAUGGUGGCGCGGUGAUGAAGAAAUCAAGGGUGAUAAACGCAUGCAAAUUGUUAAAGAUGGUCGAAAACGCAAACUGAUUAUCAAAGAUUGUAAGGUCAGUGAUGCUGGGCAAUUCAAAUGUACAACAAAUGCUGACAAAACUGAAGCUGAAAUUGUAAUUAAUUAUCAGAAUCGUUUUAAUAAAAAGCUCAAGGACACAGAUGCUGUGGAGCGUGAAAAGCUGGUACUCGAUGUCGAAUUGCAAGAUCAAACUGCACCUUGCGAGUGGAAAAUCAAUGGUAAUCCUGUAGAGCCAAAUGAUCGUAUUGAAAUUAAAAAUCUUGGUGGUGGCAAGCACCAGCUGAUUUUCAAUAAUCUUGCCCUGGGCGAUGAGGGUGAAAUAACAUGUGAAUCUGGUAAACUGUCUUCAACUUGCAAACUAACAGUGCGCAAAGGUGAAAGUCGACCAAAUAUUGACUGUCCGGACGAAUUCGCUGGUCCAAUAAAUGCGCCUGUAGUGCUCGAGGUACCAUACAAAGUUAACGGUACAAGGCAAACUGCCGUGGAGGCUAAAUUAGUGAAGGAUGGUAAACCAUUGCCUGUUAAAGAAGUUGAAGUGGGUGUAACUGAAGAUAAAAUAACAUUUAAAAUUAAGAAGCCAGCGCGUGACCUUUCAGGUCCAUAUGAAAUAAAACUAUAUAAUGGUCAAGGUGAAGAUAUUAAGAAUGUAACAGUUAUAUUCCAAGAUGUUCCGCAGUCACCACGAAAUGUCGAUGUAGUUGAAGUUUUCCAGACAUCUUGCAAAGUGACCUUCGAUAAACCCAACGACGAUGGGGGUUCACCAAUUAUUAAAUAUGUAGUCGAACGCCAAGAUCUAAGCAAAAAGCAAAGCUGGGAAGUUGUCGCUGAGGUUCAGCCACAAGAAAAACUCUUUAAGAAGAUAGAGGACCUUACGCCAAAAAGACAAUACAGAUUCCGUAUACGUGCUGUAAAUAAGAUUGGUCCAUCGGACCCUGCUCUUUUCAAGAACAUUGUAUUAGCAAAAGAUCCAUGGGAUGAACCCGGCAAACCGAAAAAUGUCGAUGUUACAGAUUGGGAUAAAGAUCAUGCUGAUUUAAAAUGGGAUGCACCCGACAGUGAUGGCGGUGAUCCAAUAACUGCCUAUAUUAUUGAAUACAAAGAAAAAUUCUCUAAUGAUUGGGUAGCAGGCAAGAAAGUUUCUGGCGACGUUUGUGAGGGUACGGUAGAUGGAUUAAAAGAGAGACAACAGUAUGAAUUCCGAAUCCGUGCUGUUAACAAGGCUGGUCCCGGUGAACCCAGCGACAAAACGAAAGCUAUAAUUGCUAAAUGCCGAUUUGUAAAGCCAUUCAUAGUUGGUGAUUGUCUAAAAAAUGUUGUAGUAAAAAGAGGUCAAACUCUUCGUUUCGAUAUCAAAUAUGAUGGUGAACCAGAACCAGAGGCUAAAUGGUACAAAGGUACAGAAGACUUGAGUUUCGAUAAUCAACGUAUUACAGUUGACCAAAUGGAACGAAAUUCAUGCGUUACCAUUAAAAAGGCAGUUCGAAAAGAUACUAGUAUUUACAAGAUUGUGUUAUCCAAUAGUUCUGGUACUAUUGAAAGUGAAGCACAGGUAACUGUAUUGGACAAACCAUUAGCUCCCGGUGGUCCUAUGGAUCCUGAAGAAGUAAGAGCUGAUCAUAUCAAAAUGAAAUGGAAGCGUCCACAGGAUGAUGGUGGUUGCGAAAUAAGUGGUUAUGCAUUGGAAAGAAUGGACGAAGAAACAGGACGUUGGAUACCUGCGGGUGAAGUUGGUCCAGACGAGACCUCUUUCAAUUUUAAAGGCCUUACUCCAAAUAAAAAAUAUAAAUUCCGCGUCAAGGCUCUUAAUAAAGAGGGUGAAUCUGAACCAUUGGAAACCACCGAGCCUAUUAUUGCCAGGAAUCCCUACGAUCCACCAAGCCCACCUAGCAAACCAGAAAUUUCAGAUUACGAUAAUAAGAGCGUUACACUUAAAUGGAAGCGUCCAUCGUCCGAUGGGGGUAGGCCCAUAUUGAACUACAUUGUUGAGGUGAAAGACAAAUUUUCACCAACAUGGAGUGAAAUAGCCAAAACUGAAGGUUCCACCCCAGAACUAUAUGUCGAUGGGCUUAAGGAGAAAAUGAUUUACCAAUUUAGGGUACGCGCUCUUAAUAAGGCGGGCGCCUCAGAACCUUCUGAACCAACCGACAAUCAUUUAUGCAAACAUAGAAACCUAAAACCACAAAUCGACCGUUCAACAUUUAAGAGGGUUAUAAUUAAGACUGGGCGCACCCACAAAUGGUCAGUUGAUGUCAUUGGUGAACCGGUUCCAACUGUGCAUUGGAGCUGGCGAGAUGAUAUACCACUCUCCACUGGCGAUCGAAUUAAAAUUGAGAACGUCGAUUAUCAUACCGACUUCGUUAUUACGAAUGUAGUGCGUAAAGAUAGCGGAAUGUAUACAUUAAAAGUUGAGAAUCGAAACGGUGUAGACCUAGAGACCGUAGAACUGAUUGUGCAUGGGAAGCCAACAUCGCCGAAAGGACCGCUAACCGUGAGCGAUGUAACAGCGAAUGGAUGUAAGUUACAAUGGAAAAAGCCUGAGGAUGAUGGUGGUGUACCAAUUAAAGAGUAUGUCAUCGAAAAAAUGGACACAGCUACCGGCAAGUGGGUACGCGUAGGCCGUUCACCUGGUGAAAAGGAGCCGCCCAGUUUUGAUGUAACAGGCUUAAAUCCGGGAUCCGAAUAUAAGUUCCGUGUUUGUGCGGUUAACGAUGAAGGUGAAUCUGAACCGUUAAUCACAUUGGUUGAUGUAGUUGCCAAAGAUCCAUAUGAUGAACCGAAUAAACCAGGAACUCCAGAAAUCACCGACUUCGAUAACCAAAGCAUUUCCAUAAAGUGGACUCCGCCCAGCAAUGACGGUGGUGCACCAAUUGAAAAAUAUAUAAUCGAGAAAAAGGAUAAAUCGAAGCCUGAUUGGGAAAAGGCUAUUGAAGUCCCUGGAAACCAAUUGGACGCUUGCAUAGAUAGACUACAAGAGUAUGGAGAAUAUCAAUUUAGGGUUAUUGCCAUAAACAAGGCCGGCCUAUCGCCACAUUCAGAUCCCAGCAAAGUUCAGGUCGCCAAAUACAAAAAACUUAAACCGAGAAUCGAUCGUACAAAUCUGAAGCCACUCUUAAUACGUGCUGGUAAGCCAAUUAAAUAUGAUAUCAAUGUACGCGGAGAACCCCCACCAAUCAUUAAUUGGUAUCAAAAUGACAAAGAGUUAAAAACUGAGACGUUGCCUUCGAAUUAUGAGAUUAAAAACAUGCCGCAUAAUACUAAAAUCUCAAUUAUUGAAACGGAACGCAAGCACACCGGUACCUACAAAAUACAUGCUGUCAACGAGCACGGUGAGGAUGAAGCCGAUGUUGAAGUCAAUAUUCUAGGACCGCCAGCUAAGCCAAAAGGGCCGCUUGAAAUUAAAGAUAUAACGAAAGAUAGUUGUAAGCUGAAAUGGAAGAAACCAGAAGAUGAUGGAGGCAAGCCAGUUACAGCCUAUCAAGUUGAGAAGUUUGACAAGAAACAAGGGCGCUGGGUACCUGUUGGGCGCACCUCCGGCAAUGAUACGGAAAUCGACGUCAAAGGCCUUCAAGAGGGCCAUGAAUAUCAAUUUCGGGUCAAAGCUAUUAAUGAAGAAGGUGAAUCAGAACCACUUGAAAGUGAGGGUAGUAUUGUUGCCAAAGAUCCUUACACCACUGCUGGUAAGCCGAGUGUGCCAAAGAUUGAUGAUUAUAAUGAACAUAUGGUUAAAUUAAAAUGGGAACCUCCUAAUGACAAUGGAGGUGCGCCAAUCACAGGUUAUGUAAUUGAAAAGAAAGACAAAUAUUCGGCUAUUUGGGAUGAGGUGUUAGUAACAAACACACCUAAUGCAGAGGCAACCGUUGAUGGUCUAAUUGAAGGCAAUGUCUAUCAAUUCCGUGUUCGUGCUGUAAAUAAAGCCGGCCCUGGUGAACCUAGUGCUGCGACGGAACCUCACGUAGCUAAGCCAAGAAAUUUGAUACCGCAUAUCAACCGCGACAAAAUGAAGCCUAUAAAAGUGCGAGCAAGUCAAACAGCUAAGUUUGAUGUUGAUGUAAAAGGUGAACCAGCACCAACACUUACAUGGAUAUUCAAGGAGAAAGAGCUAUCCAACGACAACCAAGUGCGUUUGGAAAAUGAGGAAUAUAAUACGAAACUGACGAUACUGUACACAACACGUGGCCAAACCGGCACUUAUAAAUUAAAAGCUGAAAAUAUAAAUGGCGUCGAUGAGGCAGAAGUUGAAGUUGUUGUACUGGACAAACCGUCAAAACCUGAAGGACCUCUAGUAGCAUUUGAUAUACUUAAGGAAGGUUGCAAACUGAAAUGGAGAAAACCAAAAGAUGACGGUGGCGUACCACUGACUAGUUAUGUAAUUGAAAAAAUGGACACAUCAGUUGGUCGAUGGCUGCCAGCAGGCUCUGUUGAUCCUGAAAAGACAGAGCAUGAAAUUAAAGGUCUUGAGCCUAAUCAUCGGUAUCAGUUCCGUGUUAAGGCGGUCAACGAGGAAGGCGAAUCAGAGCCUUUAGAAACUGAGAAUGUAAUGGUGGCAAAGAAUCCGUUUGAUGUGUCCGCACCACCUGGUUUACCAGAGUUAGAAGACUGGGAUGAAAAUCAUGUUAAACUAAAAUGGGAGCCGCCAAUUCGCGAUGGAGGUGUUCCAAUAACUGGCUAUGUAAUUGAAAUGAUGGACAAAGAUUCUGGGGAGUUUAUCAAAGCCGCGGAAGUUGAUGGCCCGAUAUGUAAGGCCACAGUUAAGAAACUAGAAGAAGGACAGCAAUAUAAAUUCCGAGUACGCGCCAUAAAUAAAGCCGGCACUUCUGAGCCAUCUGAGCAAACUAACUGGCAUACAGCCAAGCCACGCUUCCUAAAGCCGCAUAUUGAUCGUACAAAUUUAAAACCAGUUAUGGUGAAAGUUGGUCUAUCCAUAAGUUUAGAUAUUGCUGUUAAAGGUGAACCUGUGCCUAAAAUUGAAUGGUUCUUUGGAGAACAACCAUUGAUAUCCGAAGCAGAAGGUAUUAAGCUUGAUAGUGUUGACUAUAAUACCAAAUUCUUUGUAAUGCGUGCUAAACGGCCACAAAGUGGAAAGUAUGUUAUAAAAGCCAAAAAUAAAGUUGGCGAAGAUGUUGCUGAAUUAGAUAUUACUGUUUUGGGUAAACCGGGUAAACCAAAAGGUCCACUAGAAGUUAACGAUAUUAAUAAGCAUGGUUGCAAAUUGAAAUGGAAAAAGCCCUUAGAUGAUGGUGGCGCUCCAAUCGAAUAUUAUGAAAUUGAAAAACUAGAUCCACAUACGGGGCAAUGGUUGCCAUGUGGUAAAAGCACUGAGCCUGAAGCCAAAAUAAUAGGUCUGCAAGAAGGCAAACCAUAUAAAUUCCGAGUAAGGGCUAUUAAUAAGGAGGGUGAAUCGGAACCUUUGGAAACUGAGAAACCAAUUAUAGCGAAGAAUCCAUUCGAUGAACCAGAUAAACCUGGUCGACCAGAACCAACCAACUGGGAUAAGGAUUUUAUCGAUUUAGUCUGGGACCCACCACAAACUGAUGGAGGUGCACCAAUUCAAAAGUAUAUUAUUCAAAUGCAUGACAAAUCUGGGCGCGGAUGGGUUGACGCUGCUACUGUACCGGGAGACCAUACAAAAGGUACUGUUACUAACGUAGAAGAAGGCCAUGAGUAUGAAUUUCGUAUUGUGGCAGUUAAUAAAGCUGGACCUAGUGAACCCAGCGAUAUUUCAAAACCAGUUGUUGCCAAGCCGCGUUUCCUUAAACCACAUAUUGAUCGUACGACUUUACAAAAGAAAGUACUGCGCAGCGGCCAACUGUUUCACAUGGAAGCAGCUGUAAAAGCCGAACCACCCGCUAAAGUGACCUGGACAUAUAAUGGCCAAGUGCUGAAAUCAAAUGAACGCAUUAAAAUUGAAAAUGAAGAUUAUAAAACUACAUUUAUUAUGCCAAAAGUUAAGCGUGCAGACAAAGGUAUAUAUAUUGUGACAGCUAAAAAUGAUUCCGGCACUGAUACUGUUAAGGUGGAACUGGAAGUACUAUGCAAGCCGGGUAAACCCAAAGGCCCGCUUGCUGUUUCUGAUGUAACAGCCGAAUCAGUUCAUUUGAAAUGGGACAAACCCGAAGAUGAUGGAGGAGAACCAAUAGAGCACUAUGUUGUUGAACGCAUGGAUACUGAAACAGGGCGCUGGGUACCAGUAUGCACAACUAAGUUACCAGAAGCCGAGGUUACAGGAUUGGUCGAAGGUAAACAAUACAUGUUCCGAGUUAAAGCAGUUAAUACAGAAGGUGAUUCAGAACCUUUGGGUACCGAAACAUCAAUCACGGCUAAAAAUCCAUACGAUGCUGCUGAUGCUCCAGGGAAACCACGAGUAUCUGAUUGGUCGGCUAGCCAUGCUGAUUUAUCUUGGCGUCCCCCACAAAAUAACGGCGGGGCACCGAUUAUCGGAUACAUUAUAGAAAAAAAAGAUAAUAACACUGGAAAAUGGCAGAAAGUUUUAGAAACUAGUACACCUGAUUGUAAAGCACGAGUUAAUGAUUUAAUCGAAGGUACGAAAUACCAGUUCCGAGUGAAGGCUGUAAACAAAGCCGGACAUAGUAAGCCUUCUGAAUCUUCAGAUCAGUUGACGGCAAAGGAUCGCUUUGCGCCGCCUAAAAUAGAUAGAACAAAUAUAAAAGAUAUAAUAAUCAAAGCUGGACAGCAUGUGCGUCUUGAUAUCAAAGUGUCAGGAGAGCCUCCAGCAACUAAAACUUGGUUCCAUAAUAAAGCUCGCAUGGAAGAUCAAACCGGUGAUAUAAAUAUCGAUUUGGAGCAUUAUCGUACCAAGUUUUCUAUACCUAUUGCAAAGCGUAAAAAUACUGGAAAAUAUACAAUCAAAGCCGAAAACGAUUCAGGUCAUGAUGAGGCUACGUUUGAAAUCAUAGUUUUGGAUAAACCUGAUAAACCAGAGGGACCCUUGAGGGUUCAAGAUGUACACAAAGAAGGUUGUCAAUUGAAAUGGAAUCCACCAUUAGAUAACGGUGGUCUACCAAUAGAGUACUAUGUGGUUGAGAAAAUGGAUUUGGAAAGCGGGCGUUGGUUACCAGCUGUACGCGUUAAAGAACCUUUCGCCGAGCUCAGUAAUUUAGAAGCGGGACAUGAAUAUAAAUUCCGUGUAGUGGCAGUAAAUACAGAGGGAGAGUCAGAACCCUUAGUUAGUGAACAUUCAGUUAUAGCAAAGAACCCAUUCGAUGAACCUGGUAAACCAGGAACACCUGAAGCUGUUGAUUGGGAUAAGGAUUGUGUAGAUUUGGUGUGGAGGCCACCAUUAAAUGAUGGUGGGGCUCCAAUUACAGGUUAUAUUAUUGAAAAACGUGAGAAAGGAACUGAUCGCUGGAUUAAAGCAGCAGAAAUACCAGCUGGACCAGGAAUUGACGAGUGUAGAGGUACUGUGCCAAAUCUUGAUGAAAAUUGUGAAUAUGAAUUCCGCGUAAGAGCCAUAAACAAAGCAGGCGCUGGAGAGCCUUCUGAUGCAAGCAAGUCUGUAAUUACAAAACCAAGGAAAUUGGCUCCAAAAAUUGACCGUCGCCACAUUCAUACCUAUAAUGUGAAAGCCGGAGAACGAAUAUACUUAGACAUACAGGUAACGGGCGAACCAGCACCCGAUGUUACGUGGUCCCAAUCCGGCAAAUCUAUAAUAUCCACAUCCAGUAGACGCACUGAAAACAUACCUAAUAGUACAAAAUAUUUUAAUGAGUCUCCUGAACGCAAGGAUACUGGUCUAUACAAAAUUGUCGCAACAAAUAAAUAUGGUCAAGAUGAAGUUGAAUUCCAGGUCAAUAUAAUAGCUAAGCCUGGUCAACCUGAAGGCCCGCUCAAUGUUUCAAAUAUACAUAAGGAGGGUUGCAAGCUUAAAUGGAAUAAGCCUAAAGAUGAUGGUGGUGAACCUAUUGAAGGAUAUUUGGUGGAGAAGUUUGAUCCUGAUACUGGCAUUUGGUUGCUGGUAGGUAAAGCUGAAGGACCUGAAUUUGAAGUUGAUGGUUUGAUUCCUGGCCAUGAGUAUAAAUUCCGAGUUAAAGCUUUGAACAAAGAAGGAGAGUCGGAACCAUUAGAAACAUUUGGAUCCAUCAUUGCGAAGGAUCCUUUUGUAACACCGUCACAGCCAGGUGCACCGGAGCCAAAAGAUUGGACAGCAAACAAGGUUGAACUAGUUUGGCAAGAACCAGCUUCUAAUGGUGGUUCUCCAAUAACCGGAUACAUAGUCGAAAUGAAAGAUAAAUAUAGUCCAAUAUGGGAAAAAGCUUUAGAAACAAGUGAUCAUAAACCCACAGCCAUGAUUCAUGGCUUAGUUGAAGGCAAUGAGUACCAAUUUAGAGUUGUGGCCGUAAAUAAAGCAGGCUCUUCGGAAGCAUCUGACUCUAGUAAAACGUUUAUUGCUAAACCUCGUUUUCUUCCUCCGAAAAUUGAUCGACGAAAUUUACGUGACGUUACUAUUUCUGCUGGCGCUCCACUGAAAUUCGACGCUGUUAUUACAGGUGAACCAGCACCUAAAGUUGAAUGGCGCUUUAACAACUGCCCUUUGCAAUCCGGUAACACCGUUACAAUUGAGAGUCCGGAUUAUUAUACAAAAAUUGUGGUUAGGCCAACAACCCGUGGAGAUUCUGGUGAAUACGUUGUGAAAGCUACCAACAGCUCCGGUAAAGAUAGUGUUCUAAUAAAUGUCGUUAUAACAGACAAACCUAGUCCACCAAAGGGUCCAUUGCAAAUUUCUGAAGUUCACAAAGAAGGUUGCCAUCUCAAAUGGAAGCGUCCUGGUGAUGAUGGUGGCACACCCAUUGAAUAUUUCCAAGUUGAUAAGCUUGAUCCAAAAACUGGUUGUUGGAUACCGGUGUGCCGUUCUAAUGAGCCGCAAGCGGAUGUUACUGGACUGGAAACAGGCGGCGAAUACAAAUUUCGUAUUUUGGCUGUAAAUGCUGAAGGAGAAUCAGCCCCAUUAAUAAGCGAUGAGUCCAUAAUAGCCAAAAAUCCUUUCGACCAACCUGGAAAGCCACAAGAUCUUCGCGCUACUGACUGGGAUAAGGAUCAUGUUGAUUUAGCUUGGACUCCACCAUUAGUUGAUGGAGGUUCUCCAAUUACAGGAUAUAUUAUUGAAAAGAAGGAUAAAUAUGGGCAAUGGGAGAAAGCAGUUGAGGUUCCGCCGGAUCAUUGCAAAGCGUUUGUACCUGACCUAAUUGAGGGACAAUCGUAUGAGUUCCGUGUAUCUGCUGUAAGCGCUGGGGGCAUUGGUGAACCAUCUGAUGCUACUGUACGAGUUAUAGCAAAACCCCGUAACAAGGCACCAUUAAUUGAUCGUACAAAUCUAAAUGAAGUACGCAUAAAAGCUGGUCAAACGUUCACAUUUGAUGUGAAAGUAUCAGGCGAGCCUGCUCCACAAACCAAGUGGUGGCAUAAAAAACGUGAAGUAACUUCAAAGGACAAUAUCAAAGUGACACACACUGAAUACAGUAGCAAAUUAAAAGUUUCCAAUGCAACUCGUGCAGAGUCUGGUAUUUUCACAAUACAUGCAGAAAACCCUUCUGGGGAAGAUUCUGCAGAAGUUAAGGUUAUCGUAAUCGAUAAGCCAUCUCCACCGAACGGCCCACUGAAAGUCAACAAUGUUCAUGCUAAAGGUUGUACACUUAAAUGGAAUCCGCCGGAUGAUGAUGGCGGUCAACCAAUUGAUUCUUACGUUAUUGAAAAGCUUGACGAAAACACAGGUCGUUGGACACCUGCUGGUGAAACCGAUGGACCAAAAACUCAAUUUGAUGUAUUAGGUUUGACAUCUGGACAUAAAUAUAAGUUCCGGGUCCGUGCCAAAAAUCGACAGGGAAUUUCAGAACCUCUUACUACACCCCACUCUAUAGAGGCAAAGAACCCUUACGAUGAACCAUCUAAACCAGGUACACCUAUCAUUAAAGACUAUGAUAAAGACUUUGUUGAUUUGGAAUGGUCAAGGCCGGAAAGUGAUGGUGGCACACCAAUAUCAGGAUAUGUUAUUGAGAAACGCGAUAAGUAUUCGCCCAAUUGGGAAGAAGUCGCAAUUAUAUCAGAUGACGUUUGCAUUGGGCAUGUGCCCAAUCUGACUGAAGGUGUUAAAUAUGAAUUCCGCAUACUUGCAGUUAAUAAGGCAGGCAAAAGUGAACCUAGUGAUUCAACAGCACCACAUCUAGCACGAAGCAAGAAUGUCCCUCCUAAUAUUGACCGUAAUCACAUGUUUGACAUUAAAGUACGUGCCGGACAAGCAUUUGAAUUUGAUGUACCAGUAACAGGAGAGCCUGUUCCUAGUAAAGAAUGGUCCCACGAAGGAAACGUGGUUGUCAAUAGUGAUCGUGUAAAAAUUAUAAAUGAAGAAUAUCGAACAAAGAUUAAAGUAGUUGACUCGAAGCGUGUCGAUACUGGCACUUAUACACUAACUGCUCGCAAUAUCAAUGGUACCGAUCGAGCAACAGUUAAAGUAACAGUAUUGGACGUACCUUCACCACCCGAGGGACCAUUGCGUCCACAAGAUAUAACCAAAAAUUCGAUUACGUUAAGCUGGCGACCACCUAAAGAUGACGGUGGCUCUGAAAUUAGUCAUUACGUUAUAGAAAAAAUGGAUGCUGCAACAUUGCGUUGGAUACCAGUAGGUGAAACUGCGGACAAUCAAGUCCGCGCAGAUAAUUUAAUUGAGGACCAUGACUAUAACUUCCGCGUGCGCGCUGUAAAUAAGCAAGGUGAGUCUUCGCCGCUGGGAACUACACAGUCUAUUACAGCUAAAGAUCCAUUUUCACGGCCUGAUAAACCGGGACAACCACAACCGUCGGAUUGGGGUAAAGAUUUUGUUGAGCUUAAAUGGUCUGCUCCAAAACGUGAUGGCGGGUCUCCGAUUACGGGGUACAUUGUUGAAAAACGGCCAAAAUUUGGACAAUGGGAAAAGGCAGUUAAUUUACCAUCCAGUGAAACUAAAACUUUGAUACCUGACCUGUCCGAAAAAGGUGAAUACGAAUUUCGUGUAAUUGCUAUAAAUAAAGCAGGUCGUAGCGACCCAUCCGAUCCAUCAACAUUAGUAACAUGCAAACCUCGUUUUUUCGCACCAUACUUCGACAAAACGCUUUUGGAAGAUAUAACUGUUCAUACAGGUAAAUGCCUGGGUUGGACACUGCCCAUUGAAGCUUCUCCAAAGCCAACUGUAAAAUGGUCAUUUAAUGGUGUUCAAAUUCAGCCAAAACCAGGCCUCGAUAUGAGUCUAUUCCAAAAUGAAUUGACAUUUCAAAUUUCUUCUGCUCUGAGGACAGAUGAAGGUGUUUACACUUUAUCUUUAAAAAAUGAGCACGGAAUAUUUGAAGCAUCCGCUCAUGCAACUGUUUUAGACCGUCCCAGUCCGCCGAUUGGUCCACUGCAUGCAACUAACAUAACCAAAGAAGGUUGCCACAUGUCAUGGGGUGUACCGAAAGAUGAUGGCGGAUCACCCAUUUUACAUUAUGUUAUUGAAAAAAUGGACCUUUCGCGUGGUACAUGGUCAGAUGCAGGUAUGAGUACACAUCCAGUACAUGAAGUAACACGCUUAACACAUCGCAAGGAAUAUAUAUUCCGCGUUAAAGCAGUUAAUGCCAUUGGCGAAUCAGAUUCUUUGGAAAUUCCUCAGAGUAUUAUAGCUAAAAACGAAUUCGAUGAACCGGAUGCUCCUGGACGUCCACUGGUCACAGAUUGGGAUCGCAAUCACGUUGACCUGCUAUGGACACCACCGCAGUCAGACGGAGGUGCACCGCUAACAGAGUAUAUAAUUCAAAAGAAAGAAAAAGGAAGCCCUUACUGGGUAAACACGCAGCAUGUGCGACCAGACAAGACAUCUGCUACUGUACUUGGUUUGACAGAAAGGCAGGAAUAUGAAUUCCGCGUUAUAGCAGUUAAUAAAGCAGGACAGUCAGAACCCUCAGAAUCAUCAGACCUUGUUACAGCAAAAGCUCGUUAUCUCGCACCCAAAAUCAUAACCCCACUUCAAGAUAUUAGAAUAAAAGCUGGUCUUAUACUUCACAUUGAUAUCGAUUUUGUUGGAGAACCUAUACCAGAAGUUAUUUGGAAUCAAAACAAUAUUUCCUUAAUGUCCAAUGAGCGCUCAACCAUUACCUCCGUCGGUCAUCACACUGUUGUACAUAUUGUAAAUUGUCAACGUAACAAUUCAGGUACAUACCAUUUACUUAUUCGUAAUGACUCGGGAAUCGAUGAAGGAAGCUUUCAGUUAGUGGUUUUGGAUCGACCAGGACCACCAAUAGGUCCCAUGGAAUAUGAAGAGGUUACAGCUAAUUCAGUAACUAUAUCAUGGAAACCACCAAUUGAUAAUGGAGGUUCAGAAAUUUCGUCAUAUGUCAUUGAAAAACGUGAUCUAACUCAUGGUGGGGGUUGGGUGCCUGCUUUGAAUUAUGUCAAUGCGAAAUAUAAUCAUGCUGUUGUACCUCGUCUACUAGAGGGCACCAAAUAUGAGUUUCGCGUCUUGGCUGAAAACUUACAAGGGCGUUCCAAUCCUCUAAAUAGUGAUGGACCGGUAAUAGCCAAAAAUCAAUAUACAGUCCCUGGUAUACCAAGUAAGCCAGAACUUACCGACAGUGAAAAAACUCAUAUCACAUUCAAGUGGAAGCCACCAAUUAGUAAUGGUGGUUCAGCUAUUUUGGGUUAUGAUAUUGAACGUUGCGAUUUGACAACUGGUCGUUGGGUUCGUAUUAAUGUUGAGCCAAUACCUAAUACGGAAUAUACUGACGAACGGGUAAGUCCUGAUCACAAAUAUCAAUAUCGUGUAUCGGCUGUAAAUGCAGCAGGCAGUGGAAAGCCAUCGGAACCCUCAAUUACAUUCAGCGCACGUCCUAUGCGUGAAAAACCAAGAUUACAUCUCGCUGAUCUUGUUGGCCGAAAGAUUAAAAUCCGAGCUGGGGAACCGGUUAACCUUAAUAUACCCAUAUCAGGAGCACCUACGCCAACAAUUGAAUGGAAACGAGGUAACCUUACGGUGCAGGAAACGAACAAAAUUUCUUAUAAUACUAACUCGGAACGCACUAUAUUUCGUAUUGAUGAUUCUACCAGGCAGGAUUCUGGUAUGUAUACAGUGACUGCUGAAAAUGAAUUCGGAAAGGAUUCCGCAAACAUUGAACUCAUAGUCGUUGACAAACCAAGUCCACCAAAAGGACCACUAAAUUACACGGAAAUUGCCCCAGAUCACAUUAGUUUAGAAUGGAAUCCACCAGAAGAUAAUGGCGGUAGUGAAAUCACUGGGUAUACUAUUGAAUUCAGUGAAUUUGGCGUAGACAAUUGGCGUCCAGUGCCUGGUUAUUGUUCAAAGACCACUUAUACGGUUAAAAAUUUGAUUGAAGGUAAAAAGUAUGUUUUCCGAGUCAUGGCUGAAAAUAUUUAUGGAAUUUCUGAGCCAUUAGAUGGCAAGCCUGUUUUAGCAAAAUCUCCGUUUGAUCCGCCAGAAGCACCCAAGAAUCUGCGCGUUGUAGCCUAUACUCCAAGUUCGGCAAGUUUGGAUUGGCAGCCACCGGAUUCUUGUGGCGGUAAGCCAAUUACUGGAUAUAUUGUAGAAAGAAGAGAACGGGGAGGCGAAUGGAUUAAAUGUAAUAAUUACCCCACACCAAAUACUAGUUAUACUGUACAAGACUUACGGGAAGGUAAUCGUUAUGAGUUCCGAGUCAGAGCUGUAAAUGCAGCAGGUCCUGGAAAACCGUCGAAACCAACUGAACCAAUGACUGCCAAACUACAACGUUAUAAACCCGACGCCCCUGAGCCACCAAAAGCAGAUCGCAUCACUAAAGAUGGUGUCACACUUUCAUGGAGGCCACCACGAUUCGAUGGUAAAUCGAAAAUCAAAGGCUACUACCUACAAGUACGACCCAAGGAUUCAAAGGACUGGUUGCCGGUCAAUGAUCUUCCAAUCAGUGAAACAGUUUAUCAUGUAUCUAGUUUAAAGGAAGGCGACUCAUACUCAUUUCGUGUAUUUGCUGAAAAUGAUGUCGGACGUUCGGACCCAUCCAAGCCAUCCCAGCUAAUUGCUAUUGAAGAGCAACCAAAUAAACCACGUAUGGAUCUUGGACGAGUACGAGACGUUGUUUGUCGAGCUGGAGACGAUUUCUGUAUUCACGUUCCGUACAUUGGCUUCCCUAUGCCCACCGCACAUUGGUAUUCAAACGACAUACUUAUAGAAGAUGAUGGUCGCCGAAUAUUCCACCAUUUGACCGACGAUGCUGCAUCGUUCGUUGUUAAAAACUCCAAACGGGCUGAUUCAGGACAAUAUAGAUUGCAAUUAAAAAAUCCUACAGGUUUCGACACGGCUACAAUUAAUGUAAAAGUAUUAGAUCGGCCACAACCUCCAACAAAUCUAUGUGCAGAUGAGUUUGCAGGCGAUGCGUUAACACUCUAUUGGACGCCACCUAAAGAUGAUGGUGGCUCUCCCAUCACCAAUUAUAUCAUUGAAAGAAAAGAAAAAUCGUCAAAUACAUGGACGAAAGUAAAUAGUUACUGCACUGUAUCAUUUUUACGUAUACGCAAUUUGAAUAUAGGUAAAGACUAUGACUUCCGCGCUUACGCCGAAAAUAAAUAUGGCAUAUCCGAACCGGCUACAACCUCAGUACCCAUUCGAGCUCGUCAUCCAUUCGAUGUGCCGAAUGCACCUGGCAUACCCCGAGGCAUUGACUCAAGUGAAGAUAGUAUCACAAUAACUUGGGCUAAACCGAGACACGAUGGCGGUUCGCCUAUUACUGGCUAUAUUAUUGAGAAACGUUUAAUAAGCGAUGAAAAAUGGACUAAAGCAAUACACGCACAUUGCCCAGAUUUAACUUGCAGAAUACCAAAUCUGAUUGAGAAUGGAGAGUAUGAAUUCCGCAUUUCUGCUGUUAAUGCAGCUGGACAAUCGCCAUACAGCGCUUCUAGUGACACUAUCUAUUGUCGUCGGCCACCACUUGCACCGAAGAUAACGUCAGAUUUGUCGAUUAGAGAUAUGACAGUUAUCGCUGGUGAAGAAUUCUGCAUUACUGUACCAUACACCGCGAAUCCACGUGCUACACCUACAUGGACAAUAAAUGGCCAAGAAGUCAUCCAAGAUGAGCGAAUACGUUUUACUACAUCUGAUUACAGUUCCAUUUAUUAUAACAAAUCUGCAAAACGUUUGGAGACUGGUUCAUAUUAUAUUACCCUGACUAAUAAUAACGGUUCUGAUACAGCAUCUUGCCAUGUCACAGUGGUUGAUAGACCUAGUCCACCACAAGGUCCGUUAUCUGUUUUUGAUAUAACGCCAGACACUUGUACAUUGGCCUGGAAGACACCAUCAGACGAUGGUGGAUCGCCUAUAACCAAUUACGUUGUCGAAAAGGUGGAUAAUAAUGGAACGUGGACAAAGGUUAGUAGUUUUAUUCGUAAUACUCAUUACGAUGUUAUGGGUUUGGAACCAAAUCGUAAAUACCAUUUCCGUGUACGUGCUGAAAAUCAAUAUGGACUUUCUGAUCCUCUGGAAUUAGACGAUCCAGUGGUGGCAAAAUAUCAAUUCACAGUGCCAGAUGCACCAGGUCAGCCGAAAGUAAUUGAUUGGGACUCUGGCAAUGUUACACUUAUAUGGGCUCGUCCAUCUAGUGACGGUGGGUCACGUAUCCAGGGUUAUCAAAUUGAAUACCGGGAUAUUGUCAAUGAUUCGUCAUGGAAUACUUAUGAAUAUUUAAUUAAAGAUACAAAGUAUCAACUUUAUAAUCUCACAAAUGGUUGCGAAUAUGAAUUCCGUAUAAAAGCUAAGAAUGCCGCCGGUUUUAGUAAGCCAUCACCACCCUCUACCAAAUUUAAAUUAAAGGGUAGAUUUACGGUGCCCUCUCCUCCAGGUACACCUCAGGUUACGAAGGUUGGUAAAAACUAUGUUGAUCUCAAAUGGGAAAGACCAACUAGCGACGGUGGUUCGCGUAUUACAGGAUAUAUUAUUGAACGUCGCGAUAUUGGCGGCGCAGUUUGGGUGAAAUGCAACGACUACAACGUUAUGGACACUGAAUAUACAGUGCUUAAUUUAAUUGAAAUGGGUGAUUAUGAAUUCCGUAUUUUCGCAGUAAAUGCGGCUGGUCGGUCCGAACCGAGCACCUGUACUAUGCCCAUUAAGGUAUGCGAAGUGAUUGGUGGUGUAAAACCAGAAUGGGUUACUCGUUUGCAAGAUCGUAUUGCGCCAUGUGGUAAAGAUUUCACAAUGGAAUGCGAGGCCUCAGGAAAGCCUCUACCAAAUGCCAGAUGGUUACGAAAUGGUAAAGAAAUUAAAAUGGGAGGGGCGCGAAUUGUAUCUGAAAGUAAAGAUGGUAUAUUCCGUUUACACAUUUCUAAUGUACAAUCCGGCGAUGAUGGUGACUACACCUGCGAAGCAUUUAAUUCUCUUGGUUUUGUACAUACAACUGGACAUUUAAAGAUUGGUUCUCCCCCAAUUAUUACACGUUGUCCAAACGAACUGCUGCUCACUGAAGGUGAUAAUACGAAAAUCAAGAUUUUUUAUAAUGGUGAUCAGCCAAUGAAUAUCAGUCUAAAUAGAAACAACGAGGCAAUUUUGGAAAAAGAUGAACCACAUAUUAAAUGCACUGUAUUCGAUGAUUAUGUUACAAUCUUUGUUCGUGAUAUUGCAAAAACUGAUGCUGGACUUUAUCAAAUUCAAUUUGAAAAUGAAUCAGGAACUGCCACAGGUCAAUUCGAUGUACGUAUUACUGGAUUACCUUCUGCUCCCGUCGGUCCCAUGGGUGUGUCUCAUAUCAAUAAACAUUCUUGCACGUUAUCAUGGCGUCCUCCAUCCCACAAUGGAGGCCUACGUAUAACACACUAUGUAGUUGAACGUAAGGAUGUGACUUCACCACACUGGAUUACUGUAUCCAGUUUUUGCAAAGACUUAUCCUUUAAUGUUCAGGGACUAAUUGAAAAUCAAGACUACAUCUUCCGUGUCAUGGCAGUUAAUGAUAAUGGUUUGGGACCGCCAUUAGAGGGUUUGAAUCCUGUUCGAGCAAAAGCGCCCAUUGACCCACCAUCGCCACCAGGAAAGCCAACCAUAACAGAAGUUGGUGGCGAUUUUGUGCAUUUAGAAUGGACGAAGCCGGAGACCGAUGGUGGUGCUCAUGUACAAGGCUAUUGGGUUGAUAAGCGCGAAGUUGGUAGCAGCACAUGGCAACGCGUCAACGUUACCAUUUGCCUUACCAAUCAAAUAAACUGCUCAAAUCUAAUUGAAGGCCGUCAAUAUGAAUUCCGAGUUUUCGCACAAAAUGAAGCUGGAUUGUCGAAGGAAUCCUCUAAUUCUUCUGCAAUUAAAGUAAUAGAUCCACAGGCAGCUACUCCACCAAUUAUUGUUAAGCCACUCGGCGAUGCUACGUGCAUACAAAAUCACAAUGCUCAAUUUACGUGCAUCAUUACUGGUCUACCACGCCCAGUUAUAACAUGGUACAAGGGAGCACGGGAAAUUACUAAUGGUGCACGCUAUCAUAUGUAUGCAGAAGGCGACAACUAUUUCCUCUGUAUCACAGAUGUCUUUGGUGAGGAUGCAGACGAAUAUGUUUGUCGUGCUGUCAACAAGGCUGGGGCUAAAUCAACGCGCGCUGCAUUGGCUAUUAUGACUGCUCCAAAACUAAAUGUUCCACCUCGGUUCAGAGAUACCGCAUAUUUCGACAAGGGUGAAAAUGUGAUUAUAAAAAUACCAUUUACCGGUUAUAGAAAGCCAAAAAUUACUUGGAUACGUGAAGGUGAAACAAUUGAAUCGGGUGGACAUUAUACUGUGGAAACAAAGGAACGUCAUGCAGUAUUGAUUAUACGAGACGGGUCAAAAUUCGACUCUGGUCCGUAUGUCAUAACUGCAGAGAAUGAUCUUGGUUCCGAUACAGCCACAAUUAGAAUCCAAAUAAGUGAUCGCCCAGAUCCUCCUCGGUUCCCAUUAGUUGAAAACAUCAGCACCGAAUCGCUGUCCCUGAGCUGGAAGGCUCCAGUUUGGGAUGGCGGUAGCCAAAUAACUAGUUACCUAGUAGAGAAACGAGAACACCCAAUGUCAUCAUGGAUUCGUGUGGGAAAUACCCGCCUUACUUCAAUGGCUAUAAAUGGAUUAACACCAGGAAAGGAAUAUGAAUUUCGUAUUUACGCUGACAAUGUUUAUGGUCGCUCAGAUCCAUCUGAAAUCAGCACUUUAAUUAAAACAAGAGAUGUUAUCAAAAAGAAGCUAGCCGAAAAACGAUGGGAGAUUGAUGAGCAUGGCAAAAAAGUUCGAGGCAAAGCGGACGGACCAAUUAAAGAUUACGACUUAUAUGUUUUUGACAUAUAUUCGAAAUUUGUACCACAGCCGGUAGAAAUUUCACAUGACAGCGUGUAUGAUAAAUAUGAUAUAUUAGAAGAAAUUGGCGCUGGUGCAUUUGGAGUCGUACAUAGAUGUCGCGAACGUAGCACAGGUAACAUAUUUGCUGCAAAGUUCAUUCCUGUAUCACAUGCAGUUGAAAAAGAUUUAAUAAGACGGGAAAUUGAUGUUAUGAAUCAAUUGCAUCAUCAGAAAUUAAUCAACUUACACGAUGCAUUUGAAGAUGAGGAUGAGAUGGUGCUUAUUUUAGAAUUUUUAUCUGGAGGUGAAUUAUUCGAGCGUAUAACAACUGAGGGUUACCGUAUGACUGAAGCGGAAGUUAUAAACUACAUGCGUCAGAUUUGCGAAGGAAUACGGCAUAUGCACGAAAAGAAUAUUAUUCAUUUAGACAUUAAACCAGAGAAUAUCAUGUGUCAUACCCGCUCUAGUACUAAUGUAAAACUGAUUGACUUCGGUUUGGCUACUCGUUUGGAUCCAAAUGAAGUUGUCAAAAUAACCACUGGCACAGCUGAGUUUGCCGCACCAGAAAUUGUUAAUCGCGAGCCAGUAGGUUUCUAUACAGAUAUGUGGGCCACUGGAGUACUUGCCUAUGUUCUGUUAAGUGGAUUGUCACCAUUUGCUGGCGAUAAUGAUAUCCAAACUUUAAAGAAUGUUAAAGCCUGUGACUGGGACUUUAAUGCAGAUGCUUUUCGCCUCAUAUCUGAUGAAGCUAAGGACUUUAUCAGGAAACUCCUUCUUGCAAAUAAGGAAAAACGUAUGACUGCACAUGAGUGCCUAUUGCAUCCAUGGCUUAGCGGCGAACAUGGUGAUCGUUCUGAGCAAAUAUCUCGGGAUCGCUACCUUGCAUUCCGUGAUAAACUUCGGAAAAAAUAUGAAGAUUUCAAUAAAUAUUUACUGCCAAUGGGACGUUUAUCUGAAUAUUCUUCACUGCGUAAAUUACUUAUGGAAAAAUAUAAAAUGCACGAAACUUCCUUUGAUCGUCGACAAGCAGCACCAAGAUUCGUCAUCCGACCAUCAUCACAAUUUUGCUAUGAAGGUCAAAGUGUUAAAUUCUAUUGCCGUUGUAUAGCUGGUGCUACUCCAACUUUAAUAUGGUCUCACAAUAAUGUUGAACUCCGGCAAAGUGUUAAAUUUAUGAAACGUUAUGCCGGUGAUGAUUACUACUUUAUUAUUAAUCGUGUCAGAUUGGAUGACAGAGGCGAAUAUAUUAUUCGUGCAGAAAAUCAUUAUGGCUCGCGCGAGGAAGUCGUAUUUUUGAAUGUACAUCCAUUGCCGAAAGAACCACCACGUUAUCGCAGCGAAUCAACGCCAAUGCGUCGACGUGAUCCUUUACCAUAUACUUUCUGGCAAGAAGAAUCAGAAUCGGCACCCAGCUUUACAUUCCUCUUACGUCCGCGUGUUAUGCAAGCACGUGAUACAUGUAAACUAUUAUGUUGUCUCAGCGGCAAGCCUGUACCAACUGUUAAAUGGUAUAAGGAUGGACGGGAGCUAAGCAAAUAUGAAUACUCAAUGUCGGCUUCAGAUGGUGUUGUAACAAUGGAAAUAAUUGAUUGCAAACCUUCAGAUUCUGGCAAAUAUACUUGCAAGGCAACCAACUGUCAUGGUACCGAUGAAACCGAAUGUGUAGUAAUAGUUGAGGGAGAAUGGGUAACACCUGAGCAGGCAGAACUUGCUCACAAUUUACUACAUUCUGGAGAUCGGAAGUAUAUAGAACACCCACUGAAGCCAGCUCCGUCACCCAUCAACACGAUCCGUAAAUUCACAUCCAGCUCCUCCUUGAAUCAAUACAACGGCUCUUCUUCUGCUGUACAACAGAGUACAAAUUACUCUUCCACCAGCCAGGUCAACAUUCACAAUUCAAGCUCCAUCAACUCUACCAGUACCAGCAAUAAAAAGAAAUAUAACAGCAAUAGUUUAAAUACGUUAGGAAGUCCAUCUAGAUCUCGCAGCGCUACCAAAGAGCUAAUUUUGCCUCCUGAUGAUGCACUUAUGUGUAAGCCCGUGUUCACGAAGUUGCUACAAGAUCUUUCUAUAAAUGACGGUGAUAAGUUGUUUUUAGCUUGUCAUGUUAAAGGAGACCCUGAGCCACAGAUAACUUGGGCUAAAAACGGCAAGCUUAUUUCAUCAUCAGAUAUUAUGGACUUAAAAUACAAAAAUGGGGUAGCAACGCUUACUAUACAUGAAAUUUUCCCAGAAGAUGAAGGCAUAUUUACAUGCACUGCUACGAAUUCUAUUAGCGCUGUUGAAACUAAAUGCAAGUUAACUGUUAAACCUUUAGAUAAAAAUGCCAGUAAACGACAGAUAAGCAGUUCCAAACCACCAAAAAUUGUUAGCCACCUGGAGUCACGUUUUGUGAAAGAUGGUGAGAUGGUAACACUAGCAUGCCGUAUUAUAGGCGCUGAACAUUUCGACGUAGUUUGGCUGCACAACAACAAGGAGAUCAAACCAAGCAAAGACUUCCAAUACACCAACGAGGCUAAUAUUUAUAAGUUACAAAUAGCUGAAAUAUUUCCAGAAGAUGGCGGGACGUACACAUGUGAGGCAUUCAACGAUGUUGGCGAAUCGUUUAGCACUUGCACUAUAAACGUACUCGUACCUGGCGAAGAACCCAAGCAACCCAUAUUUGUAAAGUUUCCAAGUUCAGUAACAGUUCCGGUAGGUGAAAGAUGUGAUUUCGUUUGUGAAACCCAGGUUGAGCCAUUACAGAUAACAUGGCUCAAGGAUGGCAAGCCAAUAAAUGAAAACAGCACAAAGUAUAGCUUCAUCAAAGACGGUAAUCGUUAUAAAUUUGUUCUUGAAAAUUGUUCCAUGGAUGACGUGGGUCAAUAUCAAGCAAAAGCAAUUGGUAAAAAGAGUGAGACUUUCAGUGCUUUCUCUAUUAAUGUCGACUGAAUAAAAAUCAAUAAAAAUGUAACUAAUUACCUAGUUUUAGAAAGAAACGAAAACUAAAAAUAUAAACCGAAAUGUUAGUUCAAAUAAGUAUAUUUAUCAUAUAAAUCACUCUCUUUUUCCAUCGCAACCACGUAACAAUGUCUGAUAAAUAUCGACUUACUUCUGGUAUUUUAAAAAACUUCCAAUACCUACUUAUGUCUAAGAUGCACAUCUGUAGUACAUACGUAUACUUUUACGUAAAUACAUAAGUAUGUAUAUCACGGCGAUAAUGGAACUAACAUUGCUCCGAACAAGCAAAUUAUUAUGUAUUUAUAUUUACAAACAUAUAUAAAUAGCACAAUAAUAAUUUAACGAUGCUAAAAGAUGUAUACACUGCCCUAUUCGAAAAUUAAUUUAUUAUGUAUUUGGCAUCCUCGAACGAAAAAAAUACUUUAACAACUGUGAGAAUAAAAUCUAACUGCGUAAUAAUUAUAUUAAUUGGCAUAUCAGGUUACCUACAUAAGAUCUAAUAUAAACAUUAUAUAUGUACUUGUAUAUAUAAUUAUACACUGUCAUAUACGUGUACUAUAUAUUUACAUACAUACAUAUAUGCGCAUUAUCUUGCAACCUAUAUACAUAUAUAGAUAUGUAUUUGCUUACUCUUACAACUUUUCCAAGACAGUGAUUAACUUAGUUAAACUCUAGAAUGUUUUUAUGAAAAUCAGGUUGUAUGCUGAAUUGCUUUACAUGCUUAAUAUAUUUAGUUUUUAAAUCUAUAUAUUUUGUUUGACUUACGCUUUAGGUAUGCUCUUAAAAAUUUAAGCUAAUUAAAAUAAAUGGGGAAACAACACAAAA